GGUGCCCGGUGGCACCGUGGGGUCCUGAGAGCCCACCAAGGCUGUGGCCGCGGCCUGGUGGCCAUGGUGUGCGUGUGGCUGUGGUGGUACGGAUGGGGUUAAGGCCUCGCCCGGCACAGGCAGCAGAAGGCAGGACGCGAGGGCGGCCCAUUGCCAGCAUCCGCGGGACAUGGCCGGGGCCAGCGCUGCGCUGCCUGCAGCGGGGGCAGAUGGUGGACAGCCAUGCCAAGUGCUGGGGCCGCAUCCUGCACUCGGGCCGCAGCCAGGGUCACAAAACCCCCGGGGGCCACAGGCACAAGAAGAGGCGAUUGUGUGGGGCUGGACUGCUCGUCAAUGGGGCUUUUACCGGGGAAAGGAGUGGAGCUGCUGGGACCGGCUGGAGGUGCGUGCUAUUGGGGAGGACGGGCAGGCGAUGACGGUGCGGGAGCUACUGGCCUGGCUGCAGGAGGAGCACAGGUGGACCGUCACCAAGCUCCUGCGUGGCAGCACCAUGCUGUAUGAUGGGGAGGAGGAUGAGGAGACGCGGGCACGGCAGCAGGCGCAGAGGCUGUCAGAUGGUGUGGAGCGCUCCGCAGAGCCGCAGCAGCUGGAGCUGCAAUACGUGUGUGCCGGAGAUGAGCUGGAGGACGCCUGCCCCCCACUUCUCUGCACCCUGCCCUGAGCCUGCAGGGUGCCCAGAUGUCACCGCCUGCCCCACGCAAUAAAAGCUGCAGGAUAAGCUGCAACACGUGCUCA
This is a messenger RNA of Meleagris gallopavo (turkey), 735 nucleotides long. Lineage: Eukaryota; Metazoa; Chordata; Aves; Galliformes; Phasianidae. The record is from RefSeq and is a predicted model, not a curated record.